CCAAACCCACGGGGCGGCUCCAGCUGGGUCUAUAACUUGCUGCCUUGAAGCCAGGGGCUGUCUGCUCCGCUGGCUGGAGGCUGAACUGGGCUGUCCCAACCCAGAGCGUCUGUGGGGCAGGAUCAUGGUGGGGCUCUACUCCCGGCUGGCCCUGCUGCUGCUGGUGGUGAUGCUGCCUUCCCCAGCGCAUGGUGCAGAGGAGAGUCAAGACCAGCCAGUGUUCAGCCGUAUCAUAGAGGGGCAGGAUGCCCAGGAGGGUCGAUGGCCCUGGCAGGUCAGUGUGCAGUUUUUUGAUGCCAAAAAACGUGACUACCGCCACAUCUGUGGAGGCUCCCUCAUCUCAGCCCAGUGGGUGGUGUCAGCCGCUCACUGCUUCAGUUGCUCUCAGUCCUGUUCCCAGUACCGUUUGGUGCUGGGGGCACACCAGCUCCUCAACCCCUCCCCAAAUCAGAUCCUGGUCAAUAUGAAGCAGAUCAUCCUCCACCCCAGUUACAAUAAGAAGACCAAAGUUGCUGACAUCGCCUUGGUGAGGCUGGAGAAGCCCGUGAAAUACACCAAGUUCAUCCGGCCCAUCUCCCUGCCGGGGGCCUUCUGCCAGUUCCCCGAGAAGACGAAGUGUUGGGUCACCGGCUGGGGAAAAGUUGAAAUGACCAAGCCUCUCCCAAAACCCAAGACCCUGCAGGAGCUGGAGAUUCCCAUCAUCAAAACAGCAGUCUGCAACGAUCGUUACAAGACCCUGGCUCCACACUCACCUCUGGGUCCAAACAUAAUCAAACCCAGCAUGAUCUGCGCCGGGUACAUGGACAGCCCCAAGGGAUUCUGCAAAGGAGACUCCGGGGGGCCUCUGGCCUGUCAGCAGGACGGCACCUGGUACCUGGCUGGAGUCGUGAGCUGGUUUAUGACCAAAUAUGUGCAUGGAACCAUCUGUGCUGACUGCAGGUUCCCCGGGGUCUUCACCCGGGUGACGGCCUACAACAGCUGGAUCCGGAGACACAUGAGAGGCACGGCCCCUCUGCCAGAGUCUCUCCAGCCGCGUUGAUACUCGCCGCCCUCCUCCUCACCGCCCCGUGAGCCGCACACGGACCUGCCCCUGGCACUGCCAAGCCAGCCCCUCUCAGGAUGUCUAUAGACCGCCCCCCUUGACACUGGGUUUGGGCCCCGUGUUGCUGGGGUCUGUGGGACGCGGCUGGGAGAGGCUGGUGGAUGGAAGCACAGGGGCACUAUGCGGAAGGCGAGGGCAAAGGGUGGGGGGUUAUCUCCUGCCUUUCCUACAGCUCUGACUGGGAAGCUGACGGGGAAGGGCCCAGGAGCCGCUUUGAUCCCAUGACUUGUGCUCUGAAAAU
Caretta caretta (loggerhead turtle) is the source of this 1343-nucleotide messenger RNA. Its product is annotated as serine protease 27. Gene Ontology annotation, biological process: proteolysis. The record is from RefSeq and is a predicted model, not a curated record. Gene Ontology annotation, molecular function: serine-type endopeptidase activity. Lineage: Eukaryota; Metazoa; Chordata; Testudines; Cheloniidae.